AUGUGGAACCUGCUUGCUCGUAGAUCUACCCACCAAACCUAACCUGCUUUGUACAAGAUUUGUUCGUCGAGUUCUGUGUUUGUUUCGAAUUUCUCUUGACAAUUUGGGUGAGCUUGGACCUGGAUAAAAUUAAUGAUAAUCCACUAAGCGGAGUAUAUCCUCACCUGUUCGUGACUUCUUCAACGGGACUGGUCACUAGGCCGAGUCUUCAGCAUUCCCCGUUUGUUCAGAGCCACGUAGAACAAUGUCCGGAGAACUCGAAACAACCGAUUUGGAUUUGAGUGAAUUUCAUGCUGACAACUCUGGGAAGUUGCGUUUGGAUUGGCCAAUUCCUGAAGUUACGAAGAAUGAGCCAUGCUGCCUUGGUAUCGAUGAAGCUGGUAGAGGACCAGUGUUGGGACCUAUGGUAUACGGUACGGCCUUCUGUCCAGUGUCUAUGAACGAGCGACUGGCCGAAAUGGGAUUUGCCGACUCCAAGACGCUGAAGGAAGAGGAACGAGAGACUUUGCUGACAUCUAUCUGUGAAGCAACGGACAUGCUGAGCUGGGCUACGGAGAUCAUCUCACCAAACUACAUCAGUACACAGAUGCUCAAACGGUCCAAGUGCAGUUUGAAUGUUAUUUCGCAUACGUCAGCAAUUGGCCUGAUCCAGUAUGCUAUUGAUCAAGGUGUUCAUGUGUCAGAGGUGUAUGUGGAUACUGUUGGACCACCUGCCAAGUACCAGGAUAUGCUGAGUGCCAAGUUUCCGGGUGUCAACAUCACCGUGUCCGCCAAGGCUGAUGCCAAGUUUCCCAUCGUCUCUGCUGCCAGUAUUUGUGCAAAGGUCGUGCGUGAUCGCGUUCUCAAGUCGUGGAAGUUUAACGAAAUGCCAACGUUCUCAACGGCUAACUAUGGCUCUGGGUACCCUGCAGAUCCAAACACUAAGGACUGGCUGGUGAAGUGCAUUGAGCCGACGUUUGGCUUCACUCAGUUUAUACGCUUCAGCUGGUCCACCUGCGAUAAUCUGCUGGACGCCAGGGCGGCCGCCGUCACAUGGGAGGAUGAUGAUGAUGAUGAGCAGGAUGAGAGCAAGGCCAGAGCGGCCAAGAAGACCAAAAAGCUGACGCAGUUUUUCGCUCCGCAAGCUGGUGCCGCCAAGAAGCCGAAACCUCAUCGGUUCUUUGACGAGCGUCACCUGCAGCCAGUGUCUUCAUUCUAACCAGCGAGAGGUGCUAGUCCCCUGUGCAUUCAGUCUCUGGAGUAAGACUUGUUCAUGAUAUGCUGGACGCUCUGCGGGAUGAUGCAGUGUUGGUCUUUCUUGUUAUUGGUAAGAGCUGAUAUGCAUUGAGUUCUGUUGCUCCAUCUUUACCUGUAAUUACUGGGAGUGGUCGCACAUCGCACACUCCUACUUGUGCAACACGAUGCGAGCAACGGCUACAUCUGUACUCAUAUUGUUAGCUGCUUGCUGCUGCUGCAGUGUACACAUGCACUGAGCUGUGCUGAGUGUGUGUGUGUGGACUGGAAGGCUUCGGAACUGCUCACGGUCACCAUUGACAUGCAAUGAGUGCAUGCUCAGCAGCUGCUCAAGUGUGCCCUGCUCUGUGUGCAGUGUACAUACUACAUACUCCAUGCUCAUGAGCUGCUACUCGCUUCCUGUUGCUACUCGUAUUGUUAAUUUGUUAUUGUUGUUUUAUUGGCCUGCUGGCUAGUCUGCAGCUGGCUGCAUGUUUAGGUUUCUUAUAAUUAUCACAUUGGACCGAUUGCAUUCCUUGA
This is a messenger RNA of Sycon ciliatum, 1752 nucleotides long. RefSeq names its product ribonuclease H2 subunit A-like. Gene Ontology annotation, cellular component: ribonuclease H2 complex. Bases 245 to 1198 code for a protein of 317 amino acids. Gene Ontology annotation, molecular function: RNA-DNA hybrid ribonuclease activity; RNA binding. Gene Ontology annotation, biological process: DNA replication, removal of RNA primer; mismatch repair. NCBI's taxonomy places the organism in Eukaryota, Metazoa, Porifera, Calcarea, Leucosolenida, Sycettidae. The record is from RefSeq and is a predicted model, not a curated record. The transcript has 8 exons.